UUAAAAAAUUAUUCUCAGUUCAGAAGACUCAAAUUCAUCACUGGAUAAAUUCCUCCCACAAUUGUUGUUAAUUUGUCUGUUCUCAGUGCUUAAAGGUGCAUUAGGUAAGAUUAGGUCUCUAACAGUUAGGUGUGUUUGACAUUUGAAUGAUUCCCACCCAUGUUCACAAAGCUACGCCCCCAGAACCUACAGUAGAAUCUAUACAAUGGUUGACAGGAAGAACAUCCAAACAAGUAUUAAAGACUAGAAUUCAGUUUUCCAAAUGGCUUAAUACACUUGUGCUAAGGCCAUGAUUAAUCUGUUUUGUUUUUUUGUUGUUGUUGUUUUUUUUUGUUUUUUUUUAAAUGUCCUAGAUAUCUUCCAGGUUUUUUGCACAAGUAAAGAAUUAAAUUUUUUUACUGCUGCCCCUUUAAGUAGGUGUUAUGUGCUGUUCCUGGUGUAAGUGAUGACUGUAACAGGUCAUACCUGUCUCUCUAAAACUCCUCUUAUUGAGGAAGCGCAGAAUCUGAGACGACUGCAGUCCUUCAUAAACAGCCUGCAGUGUUCUGCUCUUCUGAGAUUAGUUUUAUUCUCAGUUUAUGGAGAAAUCUGAGUCUCAUUUUCAGCACUGUGAAAGGAAGUGAUUUCUAACUGGACCUACUAAGUUAUCUGUUUGAAAAAAUCUGAAAUCAGGGUGUGAUUACUUUUUACCAAAAUGAAAGUGAAACUCUGAGCAUUGGGACUGGAGAGAACAACAACAGCAGAAUCAAAUGGCUUCUAAGUUUUCAGAGGAGGAUUUCUCCUGUCCUGUGUGCUGUGAAAUCUUCCAGGAUCCUGUUCUCUUGCACUGCAGUCACAGUGUGUGUAAAGUGUGUUUGCAGCAGUUCUGGGAGGCCAAAGAAUCCAGAGAAUGUCCUAUUUGUAGGAGGAAGUCGACUCUGCCUGAACCUACCACAAACCUGGCCUUAAAGAACCUGUGUGAGACUUUCUUACAGGAGAGAAGUCAGAGAUCUUCGUCAGGGUCUGAAACAGUCUGCAGUCUGCACAGUGAGAAACUCAAACUCUUCUGUCAGGACGAUCAACAGCUGGUGUGUGUGGUGUGUCAGACUUCAAGAAAACACACCAACCACAAAUUCUGCCCCAUUAAUGAGGCAGUAACAGACUGUAAGGAGGAGCUCAUAUCUGCUCUGAAGCCCUUACAGGAGAAAUUGAAGAUCUUUAAAGAUUGUAAACUGAACUGGAGUCAGACUGCAGAACAUAUAAAGAUUCAGGCCCAACACACAGAGUGGCAGAUUAAGGAGGAGUUUGAGAAGCUCCACCAGUUCCUUCGAGAUGAAGAGGCAGUCAGGAUCGCUGCACUGAGAGAGGAAGAGGAGCAGAAGAGUCAGAUGAUGAAGGAGAAGAUUGAGAAGCUGAGCAGAAACAUAUCGUAUCUUUCAGACACAAUCAGAGUCAUAGAAGAGGAGAUGAGAGCUGAAGACGUCUUGUUCUUACAAAACUCCAAGGCCACAGUGAAAAGAACUCAGUGCACACUGCAGCAUCCAGAGGAGCUUUCAGGAGCACUGAUCCAUGUGGCAAAACAUCUGGCCAACCUGAAGUUCAGAGUCUGGGAGAAGAUGCAGCACACUGUCCAAUACACACCUGUAUUUCUGGACCCCAACACUGUUCAUCCUAACCUCAUUGUAUCUGAUGAUCUGACCAGUGUGAGAUUCGGUGAUGAGAAACAGAAUCUUCCUGAUAAUCCAGAGAGAUUUGAUAAUAAAUGUUGCUGUAUCCUGGGCUCUGAGGGCUUUAACUCAGGGACACACUGCUGGGAUGUUGAAGUUGGACACUGUACAUUCUGGUUUGUGGGUGUGAUGACAGAAUCUGCUCAGAGGAAGGGGAUUGUAUUAUUCAGAAGUGGAAUCUGGUGUGUGGCAUAUAAUAAAGGUAAAUAUAGAGCAAUUUCUACACCAGAUCCAGAGACUCUCCUCUCAGUAGCACAGAAACUGCAGAAGAUCAGAGUGCAGCUGGACUGGAACAGAGGAAAAUUGUCAUUCUCCGACCCCCUCACUAACACACUCAUACACACUUUCACACACAGAUUUACUGACAAAUUACUGCCAUUCCUAUGCGUUUUUGGUAAAGAAUCUCCUCUAAAGCUCCUACCACUUCACUGCUCUGUAAGAGUAAAUCAGUUCAGUUAGAGCUGAUAUUGUUUUAUUCUAGUUCAUUAAUGAAAUAUUGCAGAUUAAAAGAUUCAUAUUCUUUGUGAAAGUUUGUUUUUACAGAAUCACUGAACAGUUCAUUGUGAAUAGCUUGAUGAAGUGCUAUGACGUUAUUUCGACUCGCCUUGUCAAUUAAACCAAAAUAAUGAGAAAACUGGAAAUAUUGAUGGAAUAUCUUGUUCCGAGUAUCAAAAUAAUAAGAUAAUAUCUCAAAAUAAUGAUAUAUUUAUGAAAUUAAAUAAAAUUAAAGUGAUUUUGAGUUAAAAUUAUGACCUACUCUGAUGAAAUGAAGAGUUAUUAAAUCAAAGUAAUGUGAUAUUACAUUCUAAUAACUACACAUCACUUUUUAUUUCAACUUUCAUUUCAGGGUUUCAACAUACAAAAAAAAACCACUGGAUGAAAUCAAAAUAAUAAGAGUGUGUUUAAAUGUAGACUUAAAUAGAUUAUUUAAUAUAUGUAUUUUAAAUCAUUUUAAA
Ictalurus furcatus (blue catfish) is the source of this 2662-nucleotide messenger RNA. RefSeq names its product zinc-binding protein A33-like. Lineage: Eukaryota; Metazoa; Chordata; Actinopteri; Siluriformes; Ictaluridae. The record is from RefSeq and is a predicted model, not a curated record. Bases 750 to 2165 code for a protein of 471 amino acids. Gene Ontology annotation, molecular function: protein binding; zinc ion binding. The transcript is spliced from 6 exons.